GGUGUAGGUGAAAAUGGAAGUAAACCAACGAGUUCCGUUCAUACCAAAGACGACAACGGUUAAUAGUCGAAAACUGGCGGCCGACCGUGUUGAUGAACAACCGCCAAUUUUCAAGAGUCUUUUCAAGCUUACAAUUGCUAUCAUCAUUUUAAUACUUCUAAUACCUGCUAUCUAUCUGCUUAUUUCACGUGUAUUUCUCUCUGAAAGCAUGAAAUUGGAUGCUGAUAUGUUAGAGGUGAAGAAAUGUCCUGCUUGUGCUGGCCAAUCGAUUUGUCCAUAUUUUUAUCGUGGAGAAAUACGCCUUACAAAUAGACGUCGAGGCAGUUUAUUUCAGACUACAAAUAAUAAUGCGCUAUCAUCAUUCCCCAUAGUUGGCAACAAUGCAAUUAUGGGCUUCUAUGAAACUAGAAAAAAUGUUCUACUGCGUCGCUUGGCAAGUCCAGCAACACCAUAUGCAGUGGAUAAGGCUGUUUGUCGUCGAGGUUUACGCCAGAGUUUUGGUUCAAUCUCACACGAUAUUCUUACUAAUCUUUCAUGCAUACCACAUCUGUCAAUUUGGCGUUGGCUGCCAACAAAUGCUGAUGCUAAUGAUCCACACGGUAAUUCAGUAGAACUUCCAUUGAGUAGAGAGAUUUUAAUGGGAUCAAUUUAUUCCUACAAUCACAGUCAUAGUGAAAGUGAAGCUGAAGUGACAACUGACUUUGCUCCGGCUACAAGAUGUUCCAGUGAUCGUUUAUUUGAACAUCUUCAACAUAGGUUUUUAGAACGAACAAGCUAUGGUGCUGAAACGCGUUGGUUACGUUUUGAUGAAUUGAUGUUUCUCUUCAACUUGGCAAUUGAUCCCCAAAGUGUUAUAAUCCAAUCUUUUCCACGCAAAGAAAAUUGGCCUUUUCCACAUUACUUGGGUUCUUGUGGACGUUGGUCUGUUGAAGAGUAUCAUGGUGUACCAAUAAGUCAUUUCUGUUUGGCAUCUGUAUGGAUUAGAUUACAGAUUCUGUUAAAUAUUCUAAGUCUUCCAGAACAAUUGGAGCAUAAGUCAAUUAUGAAUCAAACAUAUCAUUAUAAUUAUGAUGAACAUUAUUCAUCACAUGGUUAUACAAUAUACCUAGGUGAUUUUGAUUUCAAUUCUCUUUUUCUUGUGGAUCCUAUGACAUAUGAUGUGACUAUUGCUAAUUUAAGACAUGCUAUAAUUGUUGAUACACAAACACUCUCUGAAUUACACUUUGAGUCGACGACUAAUGAACACAGUGUUCCCAGUGAUGCUGUGAAUCUCGUAACAACCGGAUUAAAACAACACAAUUGUCUAGGUAAUACAUCAUAUAUAUCAGGUGAUGCUGGAGGCCAGACACCUCCAUGUUUGUCCACUAGUCAUGCAGAUGAUUUAUGCUCACAUAUACAAUCGGAUCAUAAUAUUUGGGUUAUAUGUAGCAGUUUGUUCUACGGCAGUAGUCAUAGUAGUCGUCAAGCUCAUACUACAGGAUGUUCAGAUUUUCUUUAUCAAAUGCCUAACGAACUGUAUACUCUUAUUGAACGUUGUGUUCAUCAAUCCGGGGCUGGUGUUCGACGUCGACUAAUUGAGGAAAUGCGUCGUGUUAUCAAACAAAACCUUUAAGACUGGCUAGCUGGCUAACUGACUGUCUUUUCUUCUUAUUUUGCCAUAGUUUUGGUUUCUCUAAUGUCUUGUUUUUUUGUUUCUUAGUGCAUUUUUGUAUAGAAUAAAGUACAAAUUGCUUCUUUUCGUAAUGUGUACUAAGUUUCCUUCGCCUAAUUUUCUCUCAUCUAACUUUCAGCUGUUUUGUUUUCUAUGCUGUUUAGAUAUGGCUGUGACUGACCGACUGACUGACUAUUAGGCUGCCUUUUUUUACACCGCAUUUUAAUUACACACACACACAUAUCAUAUCAAUAUUAUUAUUAUAUAAUACGUUUUAAUCGAAAUUUUUUAUAUAGUUUUGCAUUCUUUUUUUUAAAAAAAAGGCUUUUUAUCAGUUAUUUACACAUAAAAUAAAAAGGAUUUUACACGAAUUUUUCUUCCUUAUGUUGUUAUACAAUUUCUGCUAGACAUCCGAUUGCUUCUUAGUUUUAUGGUUAUCAUUUAUCAUUCCCGCGUGGGUGGUUCUGAGUGGAACACAUAUAAA
Messenger RNA from Trichobilharzia szidati, 2135 nucleotides. The record is from the annotation of a GenBank genome assembly. Lineage: Eukaryota; Metazoa; Platyhelminthes; Trematoda; Strigeidida; Schistosomatidae.